This is a messenger RNA of Coniophora puteana RWD-64-598 SS2, 1376 nucleotides long. RefSeq names its product alpha beta-hydrolase. Gene Ontology annotation, molecular function: glycerophospholipase activity. The record is from RefSeq and is a predicted model, not a curated record. NCBI's taxonomy places the organism in Eukaryota, Fungi, Basidiomycota, Agaricomycetes, Boletales, Coniophoraceae. The transcript is spliced from 4 exons. Gene Ontology annotation, biological process: macroautophagy; piecemeal microautophagy of the nucleus; neutral lipid catabolic process. Bases 64 to 1365 code for a protein of 433 amino acids.
CGCUGCGCCUUCCAGCCUCUCAUAGGGCCAUUUCAUUCCAAUGCCUUUGACCGCUCUGACAAGAUGCUUGCUCUACACGCGAUAUUAGGAACAGCUAUAUUGCUGUUCUCCCAUACGACGCGGUCUGCAUGGGCACUCUCCCCGUCUCAUCCAAACUCUCAGCUCGUCUUCGACCUGGCACAGGAGUUUCAAGUCCAACUCAACGGUUCAGAAGCGGUCGGGCUCAAGUUUACUUCCGCCAAGGUUUCUGAUGGCACGCAUUCUGCUUCACUGAAGUCGGUACCAACGACAGUCUAUCGACCGCGAUCAUUCGAUGCUGUGGAGAACGCUCGCAAGAGGUCUCUAUACGGGCAGGAGUGCGAGUCUGUAGAAUGGGUCCAGACUGAAGUAUCCGCUCCUGAUGUCACAGAUAGAUAUACGCUAGCUCAGCUCGGACGUAUGACAGCGAAUGCGUACAAGCUUCCAGCUGACAAGAAGUGGUACCCCCUUGAUCCCUAUUGGAACACCAAUGCGAGCUUUCCCUUUGGCUGGGAGGAUGACCAGGAUGGCUUUCGUGGCCAUGUAUUCCGAUCGCGUGACGAAUCGACAGUCGUUUUAUCAAUCAAGGGAACGACGAUACAAGGAGUUACUUCAGACAAAGACAAGUUCAACGACAACUUACUAUUCUCAUGCUGCUGUGCGCGGGUGGACUUCACGUGGACGUUCUCUACGGUUUGCGACUGCUUUUCAUGGUCGCCUCUGCAUUUACGUUGCGACGAUACGUGCCUGACAAAGGCAUUGGUUCAGGACAGCCUUUUCUACUCAGUAGGCGUUGACCUCAUCAGAGACCUUUUGUUCCUCUAUCCGACAUCCGACAUCUGGCUGGUUGGGCACUCACUCGGAGGUGCACUCGCCUCCCUCCUUGGGUCUACGUUUGGUCUUCCGGCAGUCGCCUUUGAAGCUCCAGGCGAACGAUUAGCCGCCAAGCGACUGCAUCUACCUCUUCCUCCUUCCCUAGGGAAUGGCACCCUUCCCCAUGUGCCAAUUACCCACGUAUACCAUAAUGCAGACCCGAUCCCUCAGGGUACAUGCUCUGGACUCGCAUCCAUUUGUGCUCAGGCUGGGUACGCGCUAGAGACUCGGUGUCACCUGGGUAAGAGCAUCGUGUAUGACACUGUAGGGAGGCUGGGGUGGCACGCCGACGUUACGAGGCACCCAAUCAAGGAGGUUGUCUUCAAGGUGCUCGAAGAUGAGGGUCCAUGGCCCGAUGGCGAAAAUGGGGAAGCUGAAGUUCCGACGGCGCGCGGGGAAGAAGAUUGCAUAGAUUGUUACAAGUGGGAGUUUGGAGACUUUAAGAAGGACAAGGGCCUUGGGAAUCUAUCAUAACGUAGCCUAUC